AUGGAGACGUGGCCGUUGAUGAGGACGUGCUGGCUCCUCACCCUCUUCUCAGAGCUCUCAGGGAGGGGCUUCCAGAAUUCAGAGUCGAGGCCUAGGUCUGAGGCAGGAGCCUCUAAGUUCCCACAGCAGGGGAGGUGCAGAGGGGACCCCUCAGCACCCAAGUCCGACGCAGCGCACUGUCAGCUCCAAGACUUCAGGCCUCUGCUGCAUGGGCUGCACCCUGAGGAGCCAUCCCAACUCUUUCUUCAGGUUCAGCCCGACACAAACACCAUGCCCCUGGGUCAGAGGAGUGAGGUCUGGAAGCUGGAGGAAGACCCAGGCCUGGCCCAGGGCCUAGUGGAGGCACAGCUGUUGGGGGCUGUGGAGGAGAAGGUUCCCCGCACCCCCUCCUCCUUCUCCACCUUGGCCUCCUCCCAGUCCGCCGCCCCAUCGGGCCCCUGCUCUGCACUCUUUCUGGUCCCCUCGGAGAGGGGGUCUGCUGCUGGGUUCCAGAGUCGUCCCCAGAGCUCUCUGAGUGCCAGCCCCUCCCCCACUGCUCGGGCAGCCACUGCCUGCAGCCAGCCUGACCAGGGCUCCAGCAGCUCCGAUGAGGAGGGGUCCAGCCCCUGCGAGGAGCUUAAGGAAGCCCAGCCGGGGCUCCAAAACAUAAUCCAGGGGAAGCUGGCCGAGCUGGUGGAGUUCCUGCUCCUCAAGUAUCACAUCAAGGAGCCGACCAGCCAGGCAGAGAUGCUGGAGAUCGUCGGCCAGGAUGCCCUGGAUGCCUUCCCAGUGAUCUUGGGCCAGGCCUCUGAGUGCUUGCAACUGGUCUUUGGUAUGGAUAUGAGGGAAGUGGACCCCAGCGGCCACUCUUACAUCCUGGUCCCCAUCCUGGGCCUCACCUAUGAUGGGAUGAUGAGCGGUGAGCAGGGAGUGCCCAAGACCGGCCUCCUGGGGGUGAGCCUCCUGCAUGGUGACCGUGUCCCUGAGGAGGUGGUGUGGGAAAUGCUGGGUGUCAUGGGGGUGUAUGCCGGCCAGGAGCACGUCAUCUACGGGGAGCCUAGGGAGUUCUUCACCAAGGUUUUGGUGCAGGAAGUGUACGUGGAGUACCGGCAG
Molecule: messenger RNA, 1092 nt
Organism: Callorhinus ursinus (northern fur seal)
Lineage: Eukaryota; Metazoa; Chordata; Mammalia; Carnivora; Otariidae
Source: RefSeq, a predicted model, not a curated record